Thunnus maccoyii (southern bluefin tuna) is the source of this 6770-nucleotide messenger RNA. RefSeq lists its product as uncharacterized. The transcript has 4 exons. The record is from RefSeq and is a predicted model, not a curated record. Lineage: Eukaryota; Metazoa; Chordata; Actinopteri; Scombriformes; Scombridae. Bases 211 to 4020 code for a protein of 1269 amino acids.
GAGAGAGAGAGGGGGAGGCUGGAGAGAGAGAGAGCGAGAGAAAGGGAGAGGAGGGAAACAUCAACUUUCGGGACCUUCGGGUAUGGCCGACCAGUUCCUUUGCGUUCAGACAGAGACUCUGUCUUUUUAGAGUCUGACCAAGUUCUAGACACAACACCCCUGUUGCUCCCCCAGCCCUCACCUUCACCCUCCCCAAGUGCUGCCCCAAGAAUGGGCACUGGUGCUGUGGGUAGGAAUAGAGCAGGGUCAAAGGUUGGACCUGAAUCUGUUGGUGGGGGUAUAGUUUCUAAAUUUGACAAUGGGAGUGUCGGUUUGGUGUUAGUUGACAGCAAAACUGGGUGUGGACCAAGGUUAGUUAGUGAAAUUGGAAUGGGAAACAUGUUGGAGUCUGAAAUUAGGGCUGGGAUAGAAGAACAAAAUAGAGCUGAAAGUUGGAACAAAUAUGACAAUACCAGGGCUAGCAUGAAAAAUGGGUCUGAAACAAGAAUGGGCUCCCAGGUGAAAACAAGAGCUGGAGGACGGGAUUUGGAAGGAAAAGUGCAAUCUGGGGUGCAGAUAGAAAAUGUGGCUCCUGCUGUGAAUAAGGAGGGACACAGGGGAGGGACAAGGGGUGGAGAAAAAACUGCAAGAGGUGUGGCGAAACCAGAACCUAUUGCUGAGGCUAUAUCAUCAACUGUGACUGACAUUGAGAACAGGGUGGUGCCUGACGAUAAAGUUGUGAUUGGAGUGGGAUCUGGUCCAGGGAUGAAGCCAGAAAUUGAAGCAGGGAUUGAGGUUAGAGCUAGUUCAAGACAGGUAGAGAAUAGGACUGGAACAGAAACUGAAGGUGUAGCUAAAGUUAAUAAUGAGCUUGGUUCAGCAUUAGAGUCCAGAGUAGAAGCUAAAAUUGAGACAGAAGUUGAGAUUGCUCCUACAUCUGAGCCUGAGGAAGUACUAGACAGUGGGGUGAGUAAUGAGACAGGGACUAAGAGUAACACUGAGACUGGGCUUGUCAGUGAAGCCCAGAACAGCACCAAGACUACAGAUAAAGCUCAGAUAAGAACUGGGACUGAGGAUAAAACUGAAACUGCCCCUGCAGAUCAGGCUGAGAAAAAGCCUUUGGACAUUGAUAAAACUGUGUCUGGCCACAUAGAUAAAGGUUCCAGAUCCCAGAAGUCCAAAUCAUCCAAGUCCAGCUCCAGGACUCGACCUGGCACAGCCACAGGGCUGGGACCAGGUAUGGUCAGCCCUCGGCUUAGCAGAGGGCUUGCAGACCUUGAGUCAACAGGCCCCACUGAGGGUAUCGAGUCCACCUGGCCUCGUCGAAUCAUCGUCAGAAAGAGGACUGUUCGGCAGGGUGGGGCACUCCACAACCUCCCCAUCCUCCCCCCUCUCCCCUCUGUCCUCUCAGCGUUGGAGAAGAGGCGCCCACAUUCCCACCUCCAUCCCCGUCAAGGCCACUUCUCAGAGAACCCGCUAUCAAACGCAAUGGACUCUACAAGUAUCGUGGGACGAUGCUCACUUAAGGAGCCUUCCCAUCAUGAUCCAGGACAGGGAGCCAAUUUGGUGGGCAGAGCUUCCCUGAAGGAGCAGAACUUGGAGCACUGGAGGGUCUGCAGAGAUCAGGAAGAACCCAGGAGAUCCAGGAGCAGGGAGAAACAAGGAGAGCAGAGUAAGGAGAAGACUCCAAGGGAGGAGAGGAAGCGUAAGGAAGAGAAGAGAGAGAAGGAGAGGAAAAUAGAGAAAGACAAAAUGGAGGAGAUAGUGGGUAAGGAAAAAGAGAAGGUUACUGUUGGUGAGGGACUGGUGGAAGAAACCAAACAAGAAAAGUUUGAGAGACGGAUUGAAGAAAAAGUCCAAGAAAAUGGAAACAAAAUCAAGGAGGUGAAAACGGAAAAGGAUGGGGAAAUUGAGGGUGAAAAGGUGGAAAACAGAGGUAUUAAUAUUAAGGAUGGAAUACAAGAACAGCAUGCACAAGAGUUGGAGGAGGUGGUGGUUAAAUUAGAGAAAGAAGAAGGUGAGGUGGAGGGAGGAGAAGGAGGAACAUUUGGAGAGGAACAGGGGAUGGAGAGUUGGGAUGCUGUGCUGGAGAUGGUCAACACAUUGUGGGAUGAUGGCUGGGAGAAAGGGGGAGCAGGAGCAGGAGGUGGAGGUGAUACAGAUUCCUUUUCAGGCUCCCUACAACGUUGGCCUCUCCUCCGCCCCCCAGUGGGCUUUGGGGGCUCCCACCCCCCCUCCUCGGCAGCCUCGGAGCUCAGCCUGACAGAGUUAGAGAGGAGAGCCAGGGAGCUGGACUCUGACCUGGAGCACCUAGACCUGUCUCAGCCCCACAGGGACACCCAGGAUUUAUACCAAACACUGCUGGAGCCCCAGAGGGAACGAGCUGACAUGUACCAAACACACCCUGGGCCACAGCGAGAGAAAGCUGCUCUCUUGACAGGAGUAGGAAGCAGAUCCCAGGUCAGUUUGGAGCUAAACGUUAUGGGGUUACCAUCUACAGAUACAGACAGACCUCCUGUGGACUGGUCAACCAAAUCUACCGCUGGGACUUCCACUGUUGGCACAAGCUCCACUAAAGAGGACAGCUCUCCAGACUCCAACCUAACGCUGGAGUCAGAUUCCAGUGGCGUCUUCCUCUCCUUAUCCAAUCAGAGCCAGGAGGAGGCAGGCUCUGACAGCGACCAGCCAAUCAGUGGUUCUGAUCUAGGCAGCAGCAGUACAUCAUUGGAGAAGGAUGGGGAUGAUGGGGCAUUAAAGGAAUGGGGGAGGGAAGAGAGUGCAGAGCUACAGUGGUGCUACCCCUCGCUCCUCAACAGCUCCUCGCACGAUGACAUCGAUGGAGAUGGCGAAAGAGAGGUGGACGUGCGUGGAAAGAUGGGGUUAGAAGAAGUGAGAGGGAAAGAUGGGUAUGGAAGGAAAGAUGAUAAAACAGUAGGAGUGGUUUCAAUCAUUAAGACCCCACUGGACCAUACAGAUACAACUGCAAAUGCCUCACAAAGUGAAGAUAUGCCACCCAGGAAAAAAGUAACCCUAAUGGGAACUGACUCCCCUCUUCCUCUGUCUCCCUCUAACCAGCCAAUCAAACAUCUUCUAGAUCCUAAUCAGAAGCCAAUCAGAAGCUCAGGACUGGACUGUGGUGACUUAGAUCCCUUUGUCCAAUCGGACAGCUUUGUUUACCUUGCUGUGUCUGCAAGACCUGGCUCCCACGGUGAAAACCCCACCGUUUUGGAAAUGUCCACCCAUGAUACAAAACAUGACAGUGUAUGGCAACACUUGGAUAGCAGGAAAACACACUUGGAACAGUCAAAUAGGGAUCAGGAUGCCAAGUUGACUCACCUUGCCCCCCAAAAACCAGAAGAAGGAGACUUUUUGUGCACUGACAGCUUUGUCUACCUGGCUGCUCCAGACUGCCUCCUCCUGGGCCCUGAGGGAACUUCCCCCUACAGUGGCAGGGAGUCGGACUCGGAGAGUUCAGGUUCUGGCCCUGUUGACCUGUCAGUACUGGGUUGUGGCUCGGUGGCAGGAGACAGCGAUUGGGACUCAGAUCUUUCUGACUCUGAUCCCAGUCGCUGCUCUAGAAUCUCUGCUGCUGGCACCAAAUCUGCUGGCAUAGCGCGACCCAGGCGGCUGCCUGCUGAACAGGGCUGGGACUUGUUUGGAGAAACCACUGAACCUGAAGUGCUGAGCGAGCUCUUCACGGAACAGGACAGAAACAACAAUGGCAAAACGAGGAAUGUUACCGGGGUUACCACUAGUAUGGCAGCGACACCAGCCAUUCCCAUGGCAACUCAGCCUGUCACUAAGACAGUGAAGCAACAGUCAACAGUAGAGCAGUCAUCAUCAACAAAGAAGGUUACAUGGCAGUUUAAACCGGCCCAGAGGUCAGUCUGCACAGGAAGCAGAAAAGAGAAAGAGAAGGAAGUGACAUCAUCAUCAUCAUUGGUGAGGUUCACGGAACUGGGAGGAGGUGAGACUCAUAGACCCUCCCCUUCAUCUUCAUCGUCUUCAUCAUCAUCACCGUCAUCAUCGUCAUCUGGUUGAUUUGAAGGGAAAUGGUUGGUGUCCAACCCUUUGGGAGGAGCUUUCCAACAUCUGAAGAUGAGGUGGUUGCAGAAAGGUAGAAAAGAUCUUCAACUUGUUCUGUAGAAACUGUAGAACAACUACAGCUUUUUUCCUGUAAAUUUUGAAAUUUGCAUCUAGCUGCUGCCAUUGCCUUCUUAUGACCUUGUAAAGGCUGCAUAAAAGACUAGUUAAUUGUUACGUUUUCUUAGCUUAACGUAUAUAAUCAGUUAAAAUUUGAGACAGUGUGAGACUCAGGCUUAACAGAAACCUUCAGGUUGAGAUUAUGUGGAAAUACAGCCACAUUUAGGUAAGAUAUGCACAGUGUCAUUCCUAAUAGGUUUUAUCAACAGUCAGCUUUUGGAACACAGGGUUGGUCUAUUGGUUACAUGUUCACAUUAUUCUCUAUCUAAAUAAUUAAUAGUUCUGUGAGUUUUUUAUUCUAUUGAAUGUACUGUACAGGACAAACACAACUGCAAGAUAAAUCCACCCUAAAACAGGAUUCACAUAAUAGGCAUUCUCAAUAAUUUGGCGUGGUCACCUACAUCAAACAUUACAAUGUUGGAAUUCAAUUACUGUAACAAAUAAAAAUUAUUAUAGUUGGAGGCAAAGAAUUUCUGCAGGACUCCAACAACUAACAUCCUAAUGUAAAUGUCUCUCAGGCCUUUUCAUAUAUCAAAUUACACUUCAUUCCCUCAUAUUAUGCCUCACAUUAACUCUUGUUCUUAUGUAUGUACUUUAAAAAUUGACUUUUAAAAACUGACUGAGGUUUAACUUUACAGUGUACAAUGUAUUUUAUAAUCACAUCCAACUUUACAGUGUAUUUACCAGUGUGUUAAUAAUAUAUUUUGGAACAUUGAGAUGAUUAUAGAGUGAUAUAUAUUAUGUGAGGAAUGUGCAAAACUGAACAAAUAAUGGAAGGAUUUAGUAAUAACAUUUAAUUUAAAUGUUUUAUUUAUCAAUUAGAUUUGAAAUUGUGAAUGUAAUAAUUGAGCAAUAUGCUUACAGAUUAAUGCUAUAUUCUAUGUUUCACAUGUGGAAAGUGUUGCCUGAGUGAUGUGUAUAAUAAUGACUAAGUUAAAUUUUAUUUAUACAGUCAAAUACUAAUUGUAAAUGCAGUUUCAUGCUCAUUUAGAGGUUCUAUAUGUUACAUUUUUAAAGCAUCACUUUAUCACCAGAGGUAGCUUGGUAAUAAUUUCUAAUGGCUAAUCAAUGAGACCAUGGUUGAGAUGAUUGAUAGCCUUUGUGUCACACAAGUGGUAUUUUAGUGAUAGUGUUUCUCAAAAUAAAGACUUCAUCUCCCAUAAUCCCCUUUCUGGCCUGGCAUCUUUGGCUUUACUGAAGAGGAUAAACAUGUUGGAAACAUUUUUUUUCUCCCAUUUGCCUCUCACUCCUCUCCACCAUUUGUCAGAGUGAGAAAAUUUGACAGCUUUAGCUCCGUUUGCACUGAGAGUAAAGCAAUCCAGAAGAUUUCCCUCCAAAUCCAAGUCACACAAUGUGGUGGCACAUGUAAAAUGCAGUGUGGAGGCAGGUAGUGCUGCCAAUCAUCCCAGCAGUGGUCUUGUUGUCAAUUAUACCAAUGUCUCAUAAUGAGUGUGGUAAUAACUUACUGAUGUUAAAAAUGAUACAGGUAGCACCUUUAAAAGAGAGCACAGUGCUAUCAGAUUUGUGUAUUCUACUACAAAUGUGACAAAGGGAAAUUAUUGUCAGUUGAACAACAAUAUUUUUUGUUAUAAGAAUGAUGUGGUUAUGAAAGGCUGUGUGGGAAGUCAUGUCCUGACAGGCAAAUGGGCUGCCAGAUUUAGUCGUGCUAUUUGCACUUGAAUUUUAAAUUGGGGAAACGAAAAGUAACUGUUUGAAUGCUGACAACUUCCAAGUCAGCUUAGUUAUUAGCGUGUGUUCAGAGGUGUAGGUGACGACACUAGAAUCUAAUUUGGAGGAUGAAUCCACUGUGGGGAUGCUGGAAUCAUAUUUCUUGAUUGAGACUGAUGGAUUAAGAUGGGUGUUUUUUUUUUAAAGCUAAAUUAAAAAAAAUGAAAAAAAUCAUAAUAAAAAUGAUUGCCUUGUGCAGCUUUAACUGCCAUUAUGAACAUUGAAAUGCUCUUAACUCUUGGUGAUGAUGGUCAGUGAUGGAUUUCUGUCUCAUGCUUUUGAGCACAGAUGUACAAGCACAUCCACAGAGGAAUAAAGUGCUUCAUUAGUCAACUGUAUUUUUAAAGCCGCAGGUCUUUGUAUUUGACAGUUUGAAUGUCUUGGGAAGUGAAUGUUAAGAAGCAAACCCAUACUCCUGUGCUGGAAUAAUACUACCUGGCCCAAGGUUUUUUGUGUGUCAGUUAUUUUGUGGUAAUUUGAUUUAACACAAAUUUAUUUAGGAAUAUGUACCAUAUAAACACAAUAUAAUGCAAUCACCGAAAGUACAACUUAGAUGGUACUGUCCCACUUAUACCAUGGCCACUUGACAACAAAAUGCCACAUGUAAUCAAAUCAAACAUACCAGUGCUUAAAUGACUAAUGUUUAAUCCCACUUUCUGUUUUAAAUAUCAUGAAAUAUUGUUCUAAAAUUUUGUUAAAAAUUUCAAAUUGGAAGAGAAGCUCCAUUUACCCCUGCAGCUCCAUAUUGCAAUGCAUUUGCUAAGCCACACCCACUCAUUAGUGGUCCAAUCAAAUGUGAAGGAUUUGAAUUAAAUAUCUACAAAGAUGCUGUAACUUGUUUUACUGUGACUUUAAAGUCU